UAUCUUUCCACGUCCACUGCCUAGAAUCCUAGAUAGCCUCCUUCCUAGCUAUAUAUGUACAUCACCACUUUCAUUUUAUUCACACACAUUAUCAUAUACUACUGCUUAUAUAUAGUAUGUAAUAUAUUGAUCACUUCAAAUAAAUCAAAAGCCUCUCUCCCUCUACUUAUACUAUUUCUCACCAACCAUGUAUAGUGUUAAGGGGAUCAUUUCUUCUUCUUAUUCUUCUUCCAACAUUAUUGGGUACCCAAAGAUGUUGCUGGAGAUGGGUGUGGUGAUGAUGAUGGUGAUGAGCUCUUGCAUGUUUUGUGUUAAGGCUGGGAAUUUCAACGAAGACUUUGACUUGACUUGGGGGGGAAACCGGGCCAAGAGGUUUGAAAAGGGCCAGCUUCUGACCUUGUCCCUGGACAGAGUUUCUGGGUCGGGCUUUCAGUCCAAGAAGGAGUAUCUUUUUGGGCGGAUUGACAUGCAGCUCAAGCUUGUUGCCGGCAACUCUGCUGGCACCGUCACUGCCUACUAUUUAUCUUCAGAAGGAACAACACAUGAUGAAAUAGACUUUGAAUUCCUGGGAAAUGUGACUGGUCAACCUUACAUUCUCCACACAAACAUCUACGCUCAAGGGAAAGGUGGGAGGGAGCAACAAUUCUACCUCUGGUUUGAUCCAACCAAGAACUUCCACACCUACACUCUCAUCUGGAGGCCCCAAGACAUCAUCUUCAUGGUGGAUAACACUCCGAUAAGAGUGUUCAAGAAUGCAGAAUCAAUGGGAGUGCCGUUUCCGAAGAACCAGCCGAUGAAGAUUUACUCGAGCCUGUGGAACGCUGACGAUUGGGCCACGAGAGGGGGGCUAGUGAAGACAGA
Molecule: messenger RNA, 861 nt
Organism: Cuscuta epithymum
Lineage: Eukaryota; Viridiplantae; Streptophyta; Magnoliopsida; Solanales; Convolvulaceae
Source: the annotation of a GenBank genome assembly